GAGUUUGCGCUUAUAAACAAAAUAUUUCUAGCACAGUACAUUACGCCGUCUUAAUAAAUUUGUUAAUGUCGUGUUUUUUUUAUUUUGACGUAUCUGAAGUACAAAAAGUAUUUUUUUCUUAAUAUUUUUUGGGUGUGAUAAAGGUGAACAUUCCGUAAGAAAGUCUUGUAGCAUGUCGGCUUCCCCUGAUUAUUGUCGAAGCUCGCCGGAUUACAAAGAAAGAACGAAAUCACGUUCUCGAUCUCCACAUUACAGACGCCAUAAUGGACACAGAUCUCCUUCGCAUCAUAGUACACGUAAAUCAUAUUACCAAGAUAGUGACAGCGAUCGCGAAUAUGGGCGAAGAGAUUUAGAUUCGUCUUGGGAACACAAAAGCAGUAGAAGGACAAGAUCGAGAAGCAGAGAUCGUGAUCGAUAUCAUAAAGAUAGAGAUUAUGAUUCACACAAAGAUAGGGACUACCACAGACGAUCGAGAAGUAGCAGCAGAUGGGAACGGAAAUCGGAAGAGAGAAAAGCUCGUGAUCGGGACAGAUCUUACCGGGAUGAUGAUAGGGAUAGUGUAGAUAGUGAACGUAGUCCAAAUGGGGCCGUUAUUGGUGCUAGCGGAUCCGAAAUCAUUGGUUACAAAAGCCAGCCACCUAAUAACACAAUUAUGAUUAGAGGAUUAGCGCAGCACAUAACAGAAAACGAUAUCCGACAAGAUAUUAUUCAAUGUGGAUUGAUGCCAAAGGAUAUUCGCCUAAUCAGGAAAAAAGACACAGGUGCAUCACGCGGUUUCGCCUUUGUCGAGUUUUCUACCCUGGCGGAGGCCACUCGGUGGAUGGAGAUGAAACAGGGCGUAUUGAUGCUGCAAGACCAGUAUCGCGCAAUUAUGCAAUACAGCAUUCCCAAAGAGCUUUGCCAAAACUCGGAAAAGCCACCGUCACAUAAGGCUUCCUCGGACUGGUUUUGCAUUAAGUGUGGAGCACAGAAUUUUAAGCGCCGCGACAAUUGCUUCAAAUGCCAUGCGUCACGUAUGGAGAGCGAAGAGGGUGGUAGCGGUAGCGACGAAAUUUGCAACUAUGUCACAAAAACAAUAAUGCUUCGCAAUUUAGAUGCCUUAACCACAGAAGAUUCCGUUAUGCAAGUUUUAACGUGCACUAUUCCCGAAAUGGUUAAGCACGUUUCUGGGGUGUGCAUCGGACGCGAUCCUCUUACAUCGACGUCACGGGGUAUUUGCUAUCUGGGGACCGAGAGUACAGUGGACGCUCUAGCGUUAUACGGAGCGUUGACAAAUCUUAAUCCUCCUCUAACGAUUGAUGGCAAAACAGUGAUCAUGUCCUACUGUAAAUACAAUAUGGGAGACACCAAAAAAUCACACGAUCAAGCAAUAAGUGCGGCCUUUCCUAAUGCUAGCCAACCUAGCAUGUAUACGUUAAAUGACGUCGAUAGUUUAGCUGAAUACUCGGCGAGUCGCUACGCAAAAAGUGUCGUGGAAUAUCAACAAUACUACGAGUACUACAAGAGCUAUUUUACACAGCAGAUUACAGCUGGAAAUUCCAUAACACUGCACCAAGACAACCAAAUGGAUGCGGCGAAUGCUGCUGCUGCUGUCGCUCAAUCAGCCAUACAACAAAUGCACGCCAAUAAAAAUUUCUAUGACACUACGCAUAUUGCUGUUCCUACUGGUUCCGAUGGGAAACGAUAUCCGAUUCCGGAUGUGUCUAAAUUUACGUAUGACAAAAGCAGUGGCUACCAUUACGAUUGCUCGACUGGCUUAUACUACGAUCCAAAUUCCUCAUACUAUUGGAACACAGUUAUUCAAAAGUAUUUAUAUUAUGACCACGAGAAGCUAACUUAUUUGCUAGCUCCCUUAACUGCGUACGACUACUCUGGAAUACAGCACACAGCGGAAAUGUCUGCCGAACCAGAAGCGAAGAAGUUAAAACCGGAAAAGCAGGACAAAGUGAAGGUUGCCAAGAAGAUUGCCAAAGAUAUGGAACGCUGGGCGAAAACACUGAAUCAAAAGAAAGAAUCUGCGGUGUACCGGACUAAUAUUGAGGGUAACUUCAAUCCGCAAGGGCUAGUUGGAUCUGCGGAUAUCGGUUAUUCGGUGUUGGAGAAGAAGAACGGAACGCCAGCCUUAAUCAAUUGUCCGCCUACUAUUCAACCUGAAACUACUGUCGAUAUAGUUCAAUCUACUCCGUUGGUUGCGGCAUAUGGAGAGAGCGAAUCGUCCGAGGAUGAAGCCCCAAAUGAAGAAUUGGACUUCUUAGAUUUUACUAAAUUAAUUUGCAACUUAUGUAAGCGCCAAUUAACCUCCGUUGAAGCUUUAACAAAACAUGCCAAAUUAUCCGAUUUACAUAAAAAGAAUCUAGAGCUCAGGAAAUGUAGUACAAAGAAAGUCGACAGCGAACAUUCUAAAAUUGUAUAUCGCGAUAGAGCAAAAGAACGCCGAAUGAAGUACGGUGAUACCGAUGAACCGCAACCCAGCAAGUUAAAAGAAAAAUACUUGAAAGCGAGAGAGUUAGUCGACUUACCUGUUACGUCUUCAGUCGCUGAACCUAUCGGAUCAGAGAAUGUAGGCAAUCGGUUAUUGCAGAAAAUGGGUUGGACUGAAGGUCAAGGUUUAGGAAAAGCGAAUCAAGGGCGUACCACUAUAAUCCAGGCGGAACAACGUAAUAGUACCGUGGGUUUGGGUAAUAAGUCUGCAUAUACAGCAGUUGCAGGAGAGUCAUAUAAGGACUGUGUUAAAAAAAUGAUGUACGCCAGGUACCAAGAACUCACAGACAAACCGUAAAUUUAGUGGUAGUGUCUAAACGCAAUGGAGGCAUCUGGAGGAGGAUUUGCCCACCACCGUCCUUCGAUACAUUAUUUUUUGUAUUCUUCCUUUUUUGAUAUCAUGUUUUGUCAAACAGAGUGCUUUUUGAGUUUAAAUUUUUUUUUAGUUUUAAGGUACCAUAAUUAUGUUCUCUUGCAUUUAUAUGAACCACCUACCAUUGUUAUCAUCCUUUUGAUUCGUUUUGAUCAGUUGUUAAAAAAAAACAUGUAAGUUCUAUGUAAUAUAAGUAAAUUUUUAUGCAGUUUCUAA
This is a messenger RNA of Photinus pyralis (common eastern firefly), 3070 nucleotides long. Its product is annotated as RNA-binding protein 5-B. Lineage: Eukaryota; Metazoa; Arthropoda; Insecta; Coleoptera; Lampyridae. Gene Ontology annotation, cellular component: nucleus. The record is from RefSeq and is a predicted model, not a curated record. Gene Ontology annotation, molecular function: RNA binding. Gene Ontology annotation, biological process: mRNA splicing, via spliceosome. The transcript has 12 exons. Bases 173 to 2779 code for a protein of 868 amino acids.